AUGACGGACAGCUCCGAGCCGGCUAUUAUGCAGAGCUUCUAUCGGAUUCCUCGCUUCUCUGGACUAAUACUGGGUAUUUGGCCAGAAGACAAGCGUAGUUGGGAUAAGAAUCUGCUCUACGCAUUUGGUUUCCUGGUCAUCUUGAUUGGUGCAUGUGGCGAGAAUCUUUACGGCUUUGCUAAUCUUGACAACCUAGUUAGCGCUCUGGAGGCCUUCUGUCCCGGCAGCACAAAGGCCGUGUGUGUACUCAAGCUGAGCAUAUUCUUUAUGUACCAUCGCCAGUGGUUCGGAUUCGUGGAGCGCUUGCGUGGCCUACUGUGCGCCACCAGAAGCGACGAGGCACAACGAAUGCUGGUUGGCCUAUCCACAAUCGCGAAUCGCCUCAGUCUACUCUUGGUUAGCUCGGGCUCCAUAACCAACACCGCCUUCAAUGUCCAGCCGUUGAUCAUGGGCCUGCUCCGCUGGCUUCGGGAGUUGCCAGGUCAGGUGGAGCUGCCCUUCAACAUAAUACUACCCGACUGGGCCACACAGUCUCCGUUCUUUCCACUCAGCUAUUUGCUGCUGACGGCUUCUGGUGCCUGCACGGUCUUCGCCUUCAGCUUUAUUGACGGCUUCUUCGUGUGCAGCUGCAUGUACAUAAGCGGCGUGUUUUGGAUAAUACAGCAGGAUAUACGCUCCAUUUUCGUUGAUCUGGAUGAAGCGGAGUUUUUUACGCCUGCAACAAAUGCUGCAAUCCGGACCCGGCUGGUCAGUAUUAUCGAUCGCCAUAAUACGAUUAUCGAUCUCAGCACGGAUCUGACGCGCCAGUUCACCGUCAUUGUGUUGAUGCAUUUCCUGUCCGCAGCCUUCGUUCUCUGCUCGACCAUUUUGGACAUUAUGCUGAACACCUCCUCGUUCAGCGGCUUAACCUACAUCUGCUACACCAUUGCCGCCCUGACGCAGCUCUUCCUCUAUUGCUACGGCGGCAAUCAUGUCAGCGAAAGUAGCCUGGCUGUGGCCGACACGCUCUACGAUGUUGCGUGGUACAAAUGCGAUGCGAGGACCAGGAAAAUGAUUUUAAUGAUAUUGCGACGCUCGCAGCGGGCAAAAACAAUUGCGGUGCCGUUUUUUACGCCUUCGCUGCCGGCCUUCAGUUCGAUACUUAGCACAACCGGCUCAUAUAUCACGCUGCUGAAUACGUUCCUCUAA
Drosophila virilis is the source of this 1188-nucleotide messenger RNA. The record is from RefSeq and is a predicted model, not a curated record. NCBI's taxonomy places the organism in Eukaryota, Metazoa, Arthropoda, Insecta, Diptera, Drosophilidae.